UUGUGUUAAAUGUUGACAAGAAUUUGAAUAUUGCUAUUGCUAGGCAAUUUAUUGUUUUAGAAACAUAUUUUUAUAUAAAUGAUCGUGUACAGUGUUUGUUAGACACCUUGUGAUAGAAUAACCUGUUGGAUGCAUCCGACACAGCGAGACAUUAAGGGCACGAGCGGGCUGGGAUUCCGGAUGGCCGUAUGGGCAGCCUACCGGACCUGACGGAACGAUCGCGGCCGCACAGCGUCCGGACCGCGGGCCGGACCAGGUCCGACCCACAUCGCAACCGCGCGGUUAUCAACCAGAUUCCAGUAAGCACAAUAUACAAGAAGGAAUGGCCUUGGAAAAAGACGAAAACACCUAUUAGGAAUACGAAUGCCCGAAGACGUGACUCAGCUGCAUCAUCAGUAGGCGCAGCAUCAGUUAGACGUCUCAUAGCUCGACAACCACCGCAACUACCGGGACCAUUGGUGAAGCGGUAUACUCUUCUCUGCAUUGCGAGUGGACUUUGCUACACUGCCCUCAUACCUUUCACUGCGUUCGCCGGCGCAGAAGCUGGUGCCUUACCUCUUGCGAUCUUGCACACUGUUGCCGCUGUUGUAUCUCCCUUUUCUACUAUCAUCCUUCAAAAAGUCGGCAUAAGGCUAACCGUGACUACUGCUCACGUCGUAAUCAGCUUGCUGCUAGCAGCUCAUAUCAUAGACAUCCCACUGAUGAUACUCCUCCCGCUGUAUGCCAUCUGCGGCUUGACUUAUUCUCCGAUGACAUUGGCUCUGUUUGUAUCUGCCACGACCGUAUCACAAGCGGCGGGAGAUGAGCCAAGGAGGAAGGUUGUGUUGAGGAGAGCUCUUCGGGGACUCCACGCGGCGCAAGAUAUUGGAAUAGUGCUUGGGUCGUUACUGUUGGGCGCUUCACUGUUGAUCUGGCAGGAAGAUGUCGCACCGGCGUUCCAGUCUAGCAACUUGCAGGGCAACUCUUCAGAAGACUUCUACGUCGAGGAUGAUUAUGAGGAGAAAACAUGCGGCUCGGAAGGAUGUCCUGGAGUCCAAUCUCUACCAGUUUCUACUUUAAGUGCUCAAGGAAGACAAAUUCUAGUAGCCGUAUGGGCUACUCUAGCAUUCUUUGCCGCAUGUAUAGCAGUAUUUGGUACCGUCGCUGGACAGUCCCCGCAACCAGACGCGCGAACUAUAGCCAAAGACCCACGUACCAUUCUGGGCAUCCCAAUGGGACUCUUUAUUGGCUUUCAACAGGGAUUCAUUCUAACAUCUUAUAUAAAGUGGUACGGCGUAUGCGUUGGUGGCUGGGGCGGGGGCUGGCGGGCGUUGUUCGGCACGGGCGCGCUGCAGACGCUAGCGGCAGCGACGCUCAGUAUGGCGGCUGCGCGAGGGCGCCGGGGGGCACUAGCUGCGGGAGGAGCAGCAGCUCACGCGUCAUUACUGCUGGCGCUGCUACGGUGGCGCGCGGCAAGGACUGACCUCGCACUGCCCGCUGUUGCUGCUGCCGCUUGGGGCGCUUGCGCUGCGCUAUGGGAGGUGCUACAGAUCGGGGUAUGCGUAGGAGGAGGGGGCUGGCGCGGGCCUUGGUCCAUAAUCAUUGGCUCGCGGCACGCUGGGCUAGCGCUGGCAUGCGUCGCACGCGCGUUCCUAUGCGUGCGCUCGCAGCUUGCCAUCCUAGCACUGUCUCUGCUUAGCGCUCUCAUCUCCUUCGCGGUACUGCACUGGCGCACCCGGGCCGAAAGCCGCCACCGCACCUAGCGCCGGUCCAUGCCGCGGGCUUUAGUGCCGCUAGAGAGUCAUGGUCCCAAUGACUAUCUCAUGCAGGACUUGAGGUUUUAAAGUGUGUGCAGGAAUUGGCUGAAGUAAAGUGCUCAAUGUUAUGUUAUUGGUAAAGAUGUAACUGUGCAGUUCUGGCUCAGCAGUGCCUCUAGCUAGCACUACCAACCUUGGGCGAAAUUUCUUUGGCGCCCAGGGUGCUAGCAGUGCUAAAAAAGUGGGCGCCUGUGACGCCCCUUUUUGUUAGCCCUCGGCGCCCCGCUUUAUCCGGCGCCCUGAGAGUGACAAGCGAUUAACGUAAACUCCAAUAAAAUGUAUGGGAUUUGACAUUAGUAUUAGCUAGCGAAGCGAUGAAUGACUUAUAUCAAGUCGCAUACAUUUUGUUGGCGUUUACGAUAAUCGCUUGC
Aricia agestis (brown argus) is the source of this 2167-nucleotide messenger RNA. Its product is annotated as protein unc-93 homolog A. Bases 189 to 1742 code for a protein of 517 amino acids. The transcript is spliced from 6 exons. Lineage: Eukaryota; Metazoa; Arthropoda; Insecta; Lepidoptera; Lycaenidae. Gene Ontology annotation, biological process: regulation of muscle contraction; regulation of potassium ion transport. Gene Ontology annotation, cellular component: plasma membrane; striated muscle dense body. Gene Ontology annotation, molecular function: potassium channel regulator activity. The record is from RefSeq and is a predicted model, not a curated record.